GUGACAGGGAUAUGGUUGCGACAGAAAAGCCAAAAGCCAGUGUUGCUGAUAUCAGAAAAUGGCUGGAAACUAAACCUCACUAUCCGCAGACUAUCCCAGACGAUCUUCUGCUGAUAUUUCUGCACAGCUGCUAUUACAUUGAGGCAAAAACUAUUCGAGCUAUCGAGGCUUACUUCCGGAUCAGAUCUAGCACACCUGAAUUCUUUAACAACCGAUGCAUCGUCAACUCUGAUAUGAUCACCAUAUCUGAGAACAUAAAGACAUUCGCCCUACCAGGGCGGACCAAGGAGGGUUACGUUGUGAUAUCCAGUAUGCUGAGCACAGACGACUACAGUCGGUUCAGCCUUGAAAACGCCGUGAAGCUCCUGUUCAUGGUCAUUGAUCUAUGUCUAAAAGAACAAACUCCGCCCAUUCCAGGAUUUUUGUUCACUUUCAAUAUGACCGACAUGUGUUUCGGACAUCUCACCAAGAUCAGUAUAUCCACCGUCAGAAAAUACUUCAAUUAUAUACAAGAAGCCAUGCCUGUCAGACUGAAGGGAAUCCAUAUUGUCCACGUCAAUUCAGUGAUGUCCCAUGUCAUGUCCCUGAUUAGACCAUUCACCUAUAAGGAACAUAUGAACCAGAUACACCUUUACCGGACUUCGGAGAUAGACAAGAUGUAUGAUCAUAUACCUCUGGAGAUGUUACCCAAAGACCAGGGUGGAAAUUCGCCAACAAGUGAAACGCUAUUCAAUGAAACACUGGAGAAAUUGAAAUCGCUGGAGCCCUAUUUUGACGAAGAUGAAGCAACUCUUCGCAUAGAUGAAUCAAAACGGGAACCAAGUGAAACAAACAAUGGUUUUAUGAAGAGCAUUUUUGGUAGAUGGGCUUCUUAGAGACUGCGUGUACACCAGAGUUGUCAACAGAAUGUUGUCAACAGAAUUUUAUCAUCAGAAUGUUGUCAACAAAAUUUAGUCAACAGAUUUUUGUUGACAGAAUGUAGUCAACAAAAUUUUGUCGACAGAAUGCAGUCAACAAAAUGUUGUCGACAAAAUGAAGUCAACAAAAUGUUGUCAACAGAUUUUUGUUAACAGAAUGUGAUCAACAAAAUGUUGUCCACAGAAAGUUUUCAACAGAUUUUCGUUGACAGGAUAUAGUCAACAAAAUUUUGCCGACGGAAUGCAGUAAACAGAUUUUUGUUGACAGAAUUUUGUCAACAAAAUGUUGCCAACAAAAUAUUGUCAACAGAAUGUAGUCAACAAAAUGUUGCCAACAGAAUGUCUUCAACAAAAUGUUGUCCACAGAGUGUUUUCAACAGAAUUUUGUCAACAAAAUGUUGUCAACCGAAUGUAGUCAACAAAAUGUUGUC
Messenger RNA from Nilaparvata lugens (brown planthopper), 1348 nucleotides. Its product is annotated as retinaldehyde-binding protein 1. The transcript is spliced from 6 exons. Gene Ontology annotation, cellular component: membrane. Gene Ontology annotation, molecular function: phosphatidylinositol bisphosphate binding. Bases 12 to 875 code for a protein of 287 amino acids. The record is from RefSeq and is a predicted model, not a curated record. Lineage: Eukaryota; Metazoa; Arthropoda; Insecta; Hemiptera; Delphacidae.